CUCUCUAUACCCUGGCUUUUGGUGAAAUGUCUCUGUCACUGUCUCACUGUCUCACUGUCUCUCUCAUCUAUAUUUUGUUGAUUUUGGUGGUGUUGCUUGAAUGUGAAUCUUCUUUUCUUAUGAAAAAUUAAUUUUCUUUUGCAGACAUGUUCCUGUACAUUGUUGGUCUCAUAGUCUUGCUCUUUGUCUAUCGGUGGUUCAGAGAACUGGGAAGAGUUCCCAACAAAUCUGAGAAGUUUGUGUAUAUCACAGGCUGUGACACAGGUUUUGGGAAUCUCUUGGCCAGACACCUGGACACAAAGGGUUUCCGUGUCAUCGCAGGCUGCUACACAGAGAAGGGAGAGGAUGAGCUGAAGAAGGCCUGCUCCGACAAACUCACAGCGCUGCAUUUGGAUGUCACUGAUAAUGACAGCAUUAAAAAAACAGCCGACACCAUUAAAACCCUGGUGGGACAGAAGGGUCUGUGGGCCGUGGUCAACAAUGCUGGUAUCUCUUUCCCAACUGCUCCCAACGACUGGCUGGAUAUCGAGGACUUCAAACAAAUGAUCGAUGUCAAUCUGAUCGGGGUUGUAGCCGUUACUCUGAGUGUGUUACCGCUCAUUAAGAAAGCCAAGGGCAGAGUGGUCAACGUGGCCAGUGUGUUUGGACGGAUUAGUACCACGGGAGGGGCGUACUGCAUUACUAAGUAUGGAGUAGAAGCUUUUAAUGACAGUCUAAGGAGGAACAUGGCACCGUUUGGAGUGAAGGUUUUAUGCAUUGAACCUGGAUUCUUCAAAACACCUAUUACUGACUCCACUGUCUCUGAGAGUCAUAUGGAGAGAUUAUGGAAGAAGUUGCCUCAGGAGGUGAAGGAUGAGUACGGCAGUGACUUCAUCGACAAAGCAAAGCUGGUGAUUAAGGAGAAGAUCGAGAAGAUUGUGGAUCCAGAUCUGAUGAAGGUGGUGAGCUGUAUGGAGCAUGCUGUGGCUGCGGUCCAUCCCCGUACCAGAUAUUCUCCAGGCUGGGAUGCCAAGUUCUUCUGGCUGCCUCUCUCCUACAUGCCAACCUUCAUCUCGGAUGCUUUCGUCUUAAAAAAUGCGGUUAAACCCAAAGUUUCAGUUCUGUAAGCAUAAACAGCCACUUUGUGCCAUGCUCUUGCAGCAUACUGAGACGUGAUGUAAUACUUUAUAUUGUAAACAAAUAUAUAUAUAUAUAUAUAUAUAUCAAUUAAUACUUAGUGGACAUUUUUACAAUAUUGAAUUUAAAAAAAAGUUUUAGAAUCCAGACAUACUACAUCCGCCAUGAUGUCAUUAACAUGUGAUCUACCAGUGUCAGUUGAGUCGCUUCACUGCCAUUCAUAAAUCCUCUCCUGUGGCCUAAUGGGAUAGUAAAGUGUCCAUCAUAUGCACGCUUCAGAAUCUCUCCAGAAGUAGCAGUUCAUCUGGGUACUUUUUGCCUACUGUGACUUUGGACAUACUUUAUUUGUCACAUACUGUUUUUUGCUUGUGAAACAGUAGGGAAGUAUGCAAUUUCAGAUGCAGAAAAAAUGAAACACAAAUGUGAUGUAUAUCUAAAGUCAUUUUUGCUUCUUUGUAUGGUUGAAUUGGGUCAUCAAACGUCAGCAGCAAAGACACUGGUUAAUAAAGUGAGAUUAAAUACAUAAA
This is a messenger RNA of Megalobrama amblycephala (Wuchang bream), 1643 nucleotides long. RefSeq names its product retinol dehydrogenase 7-like. Bases 147 to 1106 code for a protein of 319 amino acids. Gene Ontology annotation, molecular function: oxidoreductase activity. The record is from RefSeq and is a predicted model, not a curated record. NCBI's taxonomy places the organism in Eukaryota, Metazoa, Chordata, Actinopteri, Cypriniformes, Xenocyprididae. The transcript is spliced from 4 exons.